Messenger RNA from Echinops telfairi (small Madagascar hedgehog), 2351 nucleotides. RefSeq names its product solute carrier family 25 member 15 (gene SLC25A15). The record is from RefSeq and is a predicted model, not a curated record. Gene Ontology annotation, biological process: mitochondrial L-ornithine transmembrane transport. Lineage: Eukaryota; Metazoa; Chordata; Mammalia; Afrosoricida; Tenrecidae. Gene Ontology annotation, molecular function: L-ornithine transmembrane transporter activity. Bases 226 to 1131 code for a protein of 301 amino acids. The transcript has 6 exons.
UGGGCAGGGAGGUGGGGCUCUGUGCUGCCCUCCUCCUCUGAGCCAUAGAGAGCUGACCUCCCAGCUCCAGGGUUCUGAACCAGGGCCCUCUCGGCUGGGUAGGAGAACAAGAGGCCACAGAGGCCCGACUCACGGUGAAUUCUUGCUGCUCUGCAGGGAUAUGAGGAGCCCGUCGUAGACGCCACCAGUUGCCGUCCGCAGAGACCACCGAGCGAGUGCACAAACAUGAAGUCCAAUCCUGCUAUCCAGGCUGCCAUCGACCUCACAGCGGGGGCUGCAGGGGGGACGGCAUGUGUCCUGACGGGACAGCCGUUUGACACCAUGAAGGUGAAGAUGCAGACGUUCCCCACCCUCUACCGGGGUGUCACCGACUGCUGCCUGAAGACCUACUCCCAAGUGGGCUUCCGGGGCUUCUACAAGGGCACCAGCCCCGCGCUGAUUGCCAACAUCGCCGAGAACUCUGUCCUCUUCAUGUGCUACGGCUUCUGCCAGCAGGUGGUGAGGAAAAUCAUUGGACUGGACAAGCAGGCAAAGCUGAGUGACCUCCAGAAUGCGGCCGCCGGGUCCUUCGCCUCCGCGUUCGCGGCCCUGGUGCUCUGCCCCACGGAGCUGGUGAAGUGCCGGCUGCAGACCAUGCACGAGAUGGAGACGUCUGGGAAGAUCGCGCGGAGCCAGAAUACAGUGUGGUCGGUGGUGAAGAGCAUCCUGCAGAAGGACGGCGCCGUGGGCUUCUACCAAGGACUCUCGAGCACUUUGCUUCGAGAAGUACCCGGCUAUUUCUUUUUCUUCGGUGGCUAUGAACUGAGCCGGUCGUUUUUUGCAUCAGGGAGACCAAAAGAUGAGCUAGGCCCCGUGCCUUUGAUGUUGAGCGGCGGUGUGGGCGGAAUCUGCCUCUGGCUGGCUGUGUACCCCGUGGAUUGCAUCAAGUCCAGAAUCCAGGUUCUCUCCAUGUCUGGAAGACAGACCGGGUUUGUGGGAACCUUCCUUAGUGUGCUGAAGAAUGAAGGUGUGACAGCUUUGUAUUCCGGACUGAAGCCGACUAUGAUUCGUGCCUUCCCUGCCAACGGGGCCCUCUUCCUGGCCUACGAAUACAGCAGGAAGUUGAUGAUGAGCCAGUUUGAAGAAGACUGAAGUGCCUCGCGAGCCUGGGCCCAACCACACACUUCAUCUCAGGGCUGCACAGAGGACAAGACCGAUGUGCAACUAUUUUUACUUUAUGAGAAUUUUAGCUUUUUUUUUCUUCUCCUCUAAACCCUAAAUGUGAUAGAAGGACUUCUCGUUUACAUCCUAUAAAUUCUGCCCAGAACUGUAUCGACGUCGAGAAAUUGCUCUCCUUCCCUGGGUGCAAUACCCAGGGUGAGGCAGUGGCCCUGGGCCCGCUUCCUCCAGAAGGCCGGAUGCAGCCCAGGGCUGGGGACGUGCUGUGAACCACACAAGUUGGUUCCGCGGUCCCUCUCAGCUCGUGCAGCAAAACCCAGAGUUGAGACAUCUGUGAAGAUGGUGACACCUGGAUUGCUGAACCCGUUCACGGUGUAAGGUCGGGUUCCGAGUCUGCAUCGCAGUGUGCACUACAGUAAGCAGCUCAAGGGGUGAAGCCGGGGUGCUGCUUGAAAACCAGCAGUACUUCUAAGAGGACCUUCCUGCAUUCGGGGGUGGCUUCCAUAUUCUUGAGUUUCAGAGUAGACAUCUUGAAUUUUCCCAAGAUGCUCUACUCUGCCCUGACAUAGUGCCAUUGUCUCUAAGUGGGGCCACGCUCUGCACUCUUGACACUACGGUUGGGUGUAACCCAGAGCAUCAGGUCUCUGGGAAGCUACACACCCUCACCUGUACCCACUGCCCUCGGUGGGGCUUCCCACUGAGGAGGGGGCGGGCAGAGGGGACGAGGCUUGGCUGCCCUGCAUAAUCUGGUGGGGAUCCAUGUGGCUGAUAGCAGCUCGUAGUUUCCCAUCUCAGGUUCCUGGCCUGGGUAGGGUUCCAGGGUGUCCUGCUGGCCCAUCUAGGGGCUAUGGAUCCACUUUGGCUACUCACAGUCUUCUGCCUCAACCAGUCAGAAGCCUUUGAGAGAGACAGCAUGCCACAGCCAGGGGAAGAGCCAUCGCUGUUUGGUGACGGUGCUUGUGGGUGAGGCUCCCCCCUUUCUCCAGCAGGACCAGACAGCAUGGCACUGUGAGAAAAGCCAGGGCUAACCCAUCCUGAGGUUUCUACCCUGCCAGUUUGAUCUCCUUGCCAUGUUUCCAAAGUGCUGGCGCCUUCUAAAAUGUAGGACUGGUAGAAUGUUAACAAUGAUUAUCUAUGGGUUGUGACUUUCAUAUAAAACAUUGACACAGAAUUUUAAUAAACUACCCCACAUA